Molecule: messenger RNA, 488 nt
Organism: Rattus norvegicus (Norway rat)
Lineage: Eukaryota; Metazoa; Chordata; Mammalia; Rodentia; Muridae
Source: RefSeq, a predicted model, not a curated record
AAGAUUCUAUAGUGGGACUCUUUCUGCCAUCUUCUCUCACUGUCACCAUGGUGCGAAUGAAUGUUCUGGCAGUUGCUCUCAAGAGCAUCAACAAUGCGGAGAAGAGGGGCAAACGCCAGGUCCUCAUCAGGCCGUGUUCCAAAGUCAUCGUUCGGUUCCUAACUGUGAUGACGAAGCAUGGCUACAUUGGUGAAUUCGAGAUCAUUGAUGAUCACAGAGCUGGGAAGAUUGUUGUGAACCUGACAGGAAGGCUGAACAAGUAUGGAGUUAUAAGCCCUAGAUUUUAUGUUCAACUCAAAGACCUAGAGAAGUGGCAGAACAAUCUGCUCCCAUCAUGGCAGUUUGGUUUCAUUGUGCUGACAACCUCGGCUGGCAUCAUGGACCAUGAAGAAGCAAGACGAAAACAUACAGGAGGGAAAAUCCUGGGAUUCUUUUUUUUUAAAUGUAAAGCAUAAAUAAAAAGCCUCUGUGGACUGUGAGAAAAAAAA